This is a messenger RNA of Selaginella moellendorffii, 1055 nucleotides long. RefSeq lists its product as uncharacterized. NCBI's taxonomy places the organism in Eukaryota, Viridiplantae, Streptophyta, Lycopodiopsida, Selaginellales, Selaginellaceae. The record is from RefSeq and is a predicted model, not a curated record. The transcript has 7 exons. Bases 1 to 972 code for a protein of 323 amino acids.
AUGGCUGGCCAGGAAUUCCAUCCGGCUGCUUCGACUGUACAUUGCGACCCAAAACUCGCCCCUUUCGUUGAGCCGGACGUUGUCUGGAUUGCCCGGAAGCGUCGUAAAGACAUCCGUGGUUCCAGCUUUUGGGCCUUUGAGCCAGUAGCGAAGCAAUCUGGAUCAUACCUCAGUAAACGGCCAGUGUUAUCCCCCUCGAGCACUGAAACAAGUGAAAUAUACGAAGCCUUUGUCAUCAAAGUCGACAUCGUUGGCGAACUUGAUCUUCUGGCCAUUUACUUCGUUGGCCAGGACCUGUGCCUGGCCUCCCUCCGAACCAACGACCAUCAAACCCAUGCCCAGUGGACGUCCACAUAUGUGUUCCUGCUUGAAGUACACGAUCGGGGGAUUCCGGGGAUCGCACUCUCUGGUCCUGUUUCAAUCCAUCAUCAGAGACGUCGUUGCAAACUCCCUCCAGCCAACUUCGGAGCCUUGCCACAGAAGCACACGUCCGUCACUCACGCCAGUGUAUGGGCCUCGUCCUUUGGAAUCAAAGGCAAUGCUCUCGGGUCCCAGGAACUCAUUCUCGAACCGCAGCAUAGCUCCCAGCAGCCGGUUGCUCGGAUCCUUGAGCAUGGUGGCGGCAUUUUGGACUGGCGGCUCCACAUACUUUGCCUGAAAGCUGGGGAUCUGCCUCACGAAGCUGAGACGCAGCGGGUCCAUUGCGACGAUCACGACGAGCAAGCCGCACAAAGCCCGGCAUGUUACGAGCGUGUUUCUCUGGAGCUUCUCAACAGCCAUCUACUGUCAGCUUACACACGCAGACCUCGGCUGCAAGAAGACAGCCGGCAUCUUUUCAUGCGAAAAGAUGGUGGGCAAUUUUACAAUCACACGGUACUUGUUUAUGGCCCCAACCAAGAUCCCGCGAGAGCUCUGGUGGACCUACUAUACAAAAUCUCUUCUCUUCUGUUUUCUCCAGGGACACGAUUUUGACCAGUAGGUACUUUUCGCAACACGUCUUUGCUUCGAAACCCGCUGCUAGAACUCGAAAUAAAAACGAUUCAUAAGCUGAGUAA